AGAGUGUUCUCUGAAUUCUUAUAUCUGAAUUUCUGAAGACUCAACUGCCACGGGAGGGAUGGCGCAGCCGGAGACCUUGUCGCUGGCCGGGCGGCGGGUGGCGUUCACGACGCCGCAGACCGACGCCGGCGGCGGCGGCUACGGCGGCCGGCUCCACGCCAUCCUGCGGCAGCGCGGCGCGCGGCCGGUCCCGGUGCCCACCAUCGCCAUCCGCGCGCACGACCCGGACAUCCUCCGCCCCUUCGUCGCGCCGGGCGGCCUCGACGCCUUCGCGGCGCUCGCCUUCACCUCGCGCUCCGGCAUCUCCGCCUUCUCCCGCGCCCUCCUCCCGUCCUCCUCCUCCCCCGCGCGGCGGCCGCGGCACCCCGUCUCCGACGCCGCCACCGCGCUACCCUUCACCGUCGCCGCCCUCGGCAGCGACGCCGACCUCCUCGACGCGGCGUUCCUCUCCAGGCUCUGCGGCGACGCGGGCGGGAGGGUGUCGGUCCUCGUCCCCGACGUCCCCACCCCGGCCGGCCUCGUGGAGGCGCUGGGGAGCGGGUCCGGCAGGCGCGUGCUCUGCCCCGUGCCCGACGUCGUCGGCCUACGCGAGCCGCCGGUCGUGCCGGGCUUCCUCGCCGGGCUGGAGGCGGCCGGGUGGGUCGCCGUGCGCGCGCCGGCGUACGUCACGUGCUGGGCGGGGCCGCGCUGCGCGGAGGCUUUGGUGGACGCCGCGGCGCCCGACGCCGUCGUGUUCACCUCCACCGCCGAGGUGGAGGGCCUGCUCAAGGGGCUGGACGCCGCGGGGUGGAGCUGGCCGCGGCUGCGCGCGCGCUGGCCCCGCAUGGUCGUCGCCGCGCAUGGCCCCGUCACCGCCGACGGCGUCAGGAGGCUGGGCAUCGAGGUCGACGUCGUCGGCGCCAGGUUCAGCAGCUUCCAUGGUGUUCUCGACGCCCUCGCCGCGAAACUCGAAUCAGAUUGAAGCACUACCAUUGUUCGUCCCAAAUCCGAAUCAAUUUUAGAUUUCUAAACCGAAUCUUGUUGCGAGUUCUUCUCCUACCCAUCCGCGUCUCGGGGCUUGGAAUCGAAUCCUCGCCAAGUUCGGAUCAACGAACUGCCCUCAUAAGCCCGCGUCCCCUCCUUCCUCGCGUCGACGCCGCACCGCACCGCAUCUCCGCUCGCCGCCGCCGACGACGACGAGAUGCUUUCCCGGAUUCUGCAUGGCUAUGGAGGACACGGCGGGAGAGGCUUCGAGCAGACGUACCGGUGCUACUCGGCGGCGGCCUUCAACAAGCCGCAGCUCGAAGGCGGAGACAAGGUGAUCAUGCCGGCGUCGGCGCUCCACCGCCUCGCCUCCCUCCACAUCGACUACCCGAUGCUGUUCGAGCUCUCCCACCACGGCGACGCCGCCGCCCACCGGGUCACCCACUGCGGCGUGCUGGAGUUCGUCGCCGACGAGGGCACGGUGAUCAUGCCGCGGUGGAUGAUGCGCGGCAUGCGCCUCGACGACGGCGGCCUCGUCGUCGUCAGGAGCGCCAGCCUCCCCAAGGGCAGCUACGCCAAGCUGCAGCCUCACACCGGCGACUUCCUCGACACGGCGAACCCCAAGGCCGUCCUGGAGAAGACGCUGCGCAGCUUCACCUGCCUCACCACCGGCGACACCAUCAUGGUGGCCUACAACAACAAGGAGUUCCUCAUCGACAUCGUCGAGACGAAGCCCGCCUCGGCCGUCUGCAUCAUCGAGACGGAUUGCGAGGUCGAUUUCGCACCUCCACUCGAUUACAAAGAACCUGAAAAGGUUCAGCAGAAACCAUCUGUUCCUUCAAGCAAGGCGGCUUCCGAAGAUCAAGAUCAAAUCAAAGAUGAGCCAGAAUUCAGAGCAUUCACUGGUUCAGGGAAUCGUUUGGAUGGUAAGGCCUCAAAACCGCUAGCAGCAGGGAUCUCUUCUAAUCCUGCUGCUGCAAGUUCUGCAAUUUCAGACUCGAACAAGAAGGUGAAUCAGGAGACAGCAGCAUCAGGAGUUAGCAACUCUACACGUCAGAAAAAGGGGAAGCUUGUUUUUGGUUCAAACAAAAGCAGCAGCAGCAGCAAAGAACCAGAGAAGGCUCCUCCUGUUAAAGUUGAUGAACUUGCAAAGAAGGAAGAGCCCAAGUUCCAAGCAUUUUCUGGGACGAGCUACUCGUUGAAACGUUAGCUGCUGCUAUUAGGGUUAAAAGUUUUGGAAUCAAUCAUUUGUUUCUUACUUGGAGUUCGCCUGGUUACUCUGGCAGCUGUAAAUGAUUGGUAGCAAUGUGUAUCUUUAUCAUUUUCAGUUCUCCCUUAAUAAUUCUAGUUAUUGUCUUGCUAAUUAAAAGAAUUCCGUGGAUUACAUGGAACCUGAUACUAUUUGCUUGACCA
This is a messenger RNA of Oryza sativa Japonica Group (Japanese rice), 2376 nucleotides long. RefSeq lists its product as uncharacterized. Lineage: Eukaryota; Viridiplantae; Streptophyta; Magnoliopsida; Poales; Poaceae. Gene Ontology annotation, biological process: tetrapyrrole biosynthetic process. The record is from RefSeq and is a predicted model, not a curated record. Gene Ontology annotation, molecular function: uroporphyrinogen-III synthase activity.